Molecule: messenger RNA, 462 nt
Organism: Caenorhabditis remanei
Lineage: Eukaryota; Metazoa; Nematoda; Chromadorea; Rhabditida; Rhabditidae
Exons: 4
Coding region: 1-462 (153 amino acids)
Source: RefSeq, a predicted model, not a curated record
AUGUUUGCUCCUUCUUCAUACUCCUUUAAUCAACCACAGUUUUCAUCGACUUAUUCCUCUUUUCAGUCAGCUUAUCCGAGAUACCAACCAGCUACCCAACAAGCCAACUUCGGAUGUGCUUCCAACUUUCCUAUUGAGGUCGGUGGCGCUGUCUGUGGAGAGGGAGCCGGAUUUGUGAAUCAGCAGGGAUGUAGUAUGGUGAAUACUCGAAAUGGACCGUGCUACUUUUGUUGUUGUAAAGGUGGCAGUUGUAAUCAUCCGCAGGUGUUUGCCCGUGAAGCAUCCAAAUUACCCAUCAACCAGCAACAAAUGCAAACUUACAACCCAACAGCCUAUAAUCCAUACUCCGGACAAAACUAUUACCCGUUUCAGUGGUAUAAUACGGCUUCAACACCUUCUAACCCAUUCUUCCUUAUCGCUAUUAUUCUGAUAAUUUUUUUGGUGCUAGGAUUCUCUGCUUGA